AUGGAGGCGCAGUGCGACUUCAUGUACUUCCCGGCCGUGCCCUUCCCGGCCCGGGAGCUGCUCGGGCGAGCCGGCCGGUACCGGGCGCUGCCCCGGCGCAACCACCUCUACCUGGGCGAGACGGUCCGCUUCCUGCUGGUGCUGCGGGGCCGGCCCGGGCCGGGGGGCGCCCGCACCCCCUGGGGGGAGCUGGGCUCCUCCCUGGCCGCCCUGGCCAGCGUCAGCCCCGGGGUCGACCCGGGGGCGAGGGGACGGGAGCCCUCGAGGAGCCGGGCGGGAGGAGGGGAUGCGCCUCCGGCCCCCGGCUCCUUCCGCGACUGCCGGCCUCUGCUGACCCACGGCCAGGGACCCCUGGGGCGACCGGCCGCCGGGAUACCCGUGGAGGAGCCAAUCGUCUCCACGGACGAGGUCAUUUUCCCGCUGACCAUUUCCCUGGACAACCUGCCCCCCGGGACCGUCAAGGCCAAGAUCGUGGUGACGGUGUGGAAGCGGGAGCAGGAGGCGCCGGAGGUGCGGGAACGGGGCUACCUGAGCCUGCUGCAGAACCGGGCGCCGGCCCAGCUCUUCCGCGAGGAGCAGGGGGCCUUCAAAGCCCAAGUGAGCACCAUGCUGACCGUGCUGCCCCCUCCGGGGCUGAAAUGCCGCCAGCUGAACGUCUCCGGGAAAUACCUCACCGUGCUCAAGGUGCUGAACGGCUGCUCCCAGGAGGAAAUCUCUCUGUGGGACGUCCGCAUCCUGCCCAACUUCAACGCCAGCUACCUGCCUAUGCUGCCCGACGGCUCCGUGCUGCUGGUCGACGACGUCUGCCAUCACUCGGGCGAGGUGCCCGUCGGCGCCUUCUGCCGCGUGGCCGGCGCCGGCUCCGGCUGCCCCUGCGCCCUGAGCGCCCUGGAGGAGCAGAACUUCCUCUUCCAGCUGCAGGCGCCCGAGCGGCCCCAGGAGGACACCAAGGAGGGUCUGGAGGUGCCCCUGGUGGCUGUGGUUCAGUGGUCGACACCCAAACUCCCCUUCACCAGCAGCAUCUACACCCACUACAGGCUGCCCAGCAUCCGGCUGGACCGGCCGCGGUUCGUGAUGACAGCUGCCUGCGAGUCGCCCGUGCCCCUGCGCCGACGCUUCACCGUCACCUACACCCUGCUCAACAACCUGCAGGACUUCCUGGCCGUGCGGCUCGUCUGGACCCCGGAGAGCGCCACGGCGGGGAAGAAGCUGUCCAGCGAGGAGCGCCGGGCCACGCAGGCAGCCCUGGACUCCAUCGUCUGCCACACGCCCCUCAACAGCCUGGGCUACUCGCGCAAGGGCAGCGCCCUGACCAUCCGCGUCGCCUUCCAGGCCCUGCGCGCCGGCCUCUUCGAGCUCUCCCAGCACAUGAAGCUGAAGCUGCAGUUCACGGCGAGCGUCUCGAACCCGCCCCCUGACGCCCGGCCCAUCUCGCGCAGGAGCAGCCCCGGCAGCCCGGCUGUGCGGGACCUGGUGGAGCGGCACCAGGCCGGGCUGGGCCGGUCCCAGUCCUUCUCCCACCAGCAGCCGUCCCGCAGCCACCUCAUGAGGUCAGGCAGCGUCAUGGAGCGCCGCGCCAUCACCCCGCCCGUGGGCUCCCCCGUGGGCCGCCCCCUCUACCUGCCGCCCGAGAAGAGCGUCCUGUCGCUGGACAAGAUCGCCAAGCGGGAGUGCAAGGUGCUGGUGGUGGAGCCCAUCAAGUGAAGAGGCCAAACACCCCCCGGCCCCCGAUCCUGGGCCAUGGGACAAGCCCCCCCCCCGCAUUGCCCAGCCCCGCUGCUUCUCCCCAGAGCUCAUGUUGCUGGAGGCCUGGGACCAUGGGGCAAGGGGGGGAGGCUGGCAUGUGCCAAGUGGGGGGAGGGCACAGCAGGUGGGGGG
Mauremys reevesii (Reeves's turtle) is the source of this 1878-nucleotide messenger RNA. RefSeq names its product trafficking protein particle complex subunit 14 (gene TRAPPC14). NCBI's taxonomy places the organism in Eukaryota, Metazoa, Chordata, Testudines, Geoemydidae. Gene Ontology annotation, molecular function: alpha-tubulin binding. Gene Ontology annotation, cellular component: TRAPPII protein complex. Gene Ontology annotation, biological process: cilium assembly. The record is from RefSeq and is a predicted model, not a curated record.